AUGGCUACCACUGAGACUGCCUCGCCUAUUGGCAUUGCCAAUCUACUGAUCGAUGUCUCCUUUUCUAGCUCCCCAACCAGCGCAAGAAAGCUUACAAGUAGUGCGUGUGUGCAGGUUGCUGGUGAGUCUGGCUUAGGAAAGACUACAUUCAUCAACACGCUUUUUUCGACUACGAUUAAAAACUACGCCGACCACAAAAAGCGACACGCCAAGCAAAUUGAUAAGACUGUUGAAAUUGAGAUCACAAAGGCAGAAUUGGAGGAGAAGUUCUUCAAAGUCCGCCUCACUGUUAUCGACACUCCUGGCUUCGGCGACUAUGUGAACAACCGUGAUUCAUGGCAACCCAUUAUCGAAUUCCUGGACGACCAGCACGAGUCAUAUAUGUUGCAAGAGCAACAACCUCGCCGAACAGAAAAGAUUGACCUGCGUGUCCACGCUUGUCUUUACUUCAUUCGUCCCACCGGCCAUACCUUGAAACCCCUCGAUAUUGAAGUCAUGAAGCGUUUGAGCUCCCGCGUUAACUUGAUUCCUGUGAUUGCCAAGGCCGAUACUCUCAGUCCCUCCGACUUGGCUCGUUUCAAGCAGAGGGUUCGUGCUGUUGUUGCGUCUCAAGGCAUCCAGAUCUAUCAGCCACCAGUGGAAGAGGACGAUGAGCACGCCGCUGCUCAUGCCCGUAGCCUGAUGGCUGCUAUGCCAUUUGCCGUUAUUGGCUCUGAGAAAGACGUGAAGAACAAUGAGGGCAAGGUUGUCAAGGGCCGUCAGUAUGCCUGGGGUGUCGCGGAAGUUGAGAAUGAAGACCACUGCGACUUUAAGAAACUUCGUUCCAUCCUCAUCCGCACUCACAUGCUUGACCUCAUCCACACCACCGAGGAGUCUCAUUACGAAGCCUACCGUGCCCAGCAGAUGGAGACAAGGAAGUUUGGGGAGGCCCGACCUCGCAAGUUGGACAACCCCAAGUUCAAAGAGGAAGAAGAAAACCUGCGCAAGCGCUUUACCGAGCAAGUCAAGGUCGAAGAACAACGAUUCAGACAGUGGGAGCAGAAGCUUAUUUCAGAGCGCGACCGUCUCAACAAGGACUUGGAGGCUACACAUGCCGCUAUCAAACAGCUCGAGCAGGAGAUGGAACAGAUGCAAGGAUCUGCCCGAAGCGGUCGCCGUUGA
Molecule: messenger RNA, 1161 nt
Organism: Talaromyces atroroseus
Lineage: Eukaryota; Fungi; Ascomycota; Eurotiomycetes; Eurotiales; Trichocomaceae
Product: Septin-like protein spn4
Exons: 6
Coding region: 1-1161 (386 amino acids)
Biological process (GO): cytoskeleton-dependent cytokinesis
Cellular component (GO): septin ring; cytosol; microtubule cytoskeleton
Molecular function (GO): molecular adaptor activity; GTPase activity; GTP binding
Source: RefSeq, a predicted model, not a curated record